AUGGCAUUUAUUCUAAAAGGAUCUCCCGAAUGUGUCAAGUCUGAACUAGAACUUUUCCAUUUACCUGCAACUCAAACUGCUAUUGAGAAUGGUCAGUGGGUUGAAUAUCAUCCGUUGUCCAAUUUAUUUGACGGUGGCCCAGUGGAGUUUCAUGUUUCCGGCAGCGGUGAGGAAUAUAUUGACUUGAGCCAAACUCAACUUUACGUUAACGCAAAAAUUGUAAAAACAGAUGGUUCUCCCAUUGCGAAAGAUGCAAAAAUUGGACCUGUCAAUCUUUUUCUACACUCCCUAUUCAGUCAAGUGGAUGUUUCGCUCAACGAAAAUCUUAUUUCGAAUUCUAGUAACACUUACCCUUACAGGUCAUACAUUGAAACUCUUUUAAAUCAUGGAUUUGAUAGUAAAACUUCUCAGUUAACAUCUGAGAUGUAUUAUAAAAAUGGACUAAAAAAGCGAUCAAGCUUUCUUGAGUUGAGUGCUUCUGUGGAUAUGAUUGGACGUAUUCAUAGUGACUUGUUUCAUCAGGAAAGAUUACUAUUGAACUUAGUGGAUGUUAAAAUAAAACUAAUAAGAAGCAAACCUGAAUUUUGCUUGCAAGGUGACAAAGAUCAUAAAGUUAUUCUGGAGAAGAUAAGCUUACUAGUACGAAAAGUAAAAGUCAGUCCCGGCGUUAUUUUGGGACAUGUGAAAGCUCUUGAGAAAGAUACGGCAAAGUACCCAAUCAACAGAGUGUUAUGUAAAGCAUAUUCCGUUCCUCAGGGAAGCAUGAGUAUGGUUCAAGAUAAUAUAUUUAUUGGAUCAAUGCCACGAAAACUAAUUAUUGGAUGCAUAGAAAACGAUGCAUUUCAUGGGACAUUUGAAAAAUCACCGUUUGACUUCAAGCAUUUCAACAUGAACUUUAUUGGAGUUUAUGUUGAUGGUCAACCCAAGCCGUACGCUCCACUGGAAUUGAAUUUUGAUAAAAAUAUUUACAUAAAAGGAUACAACAGCCUUUUUUCUGUGACUGAAAAGCUAAGUCCAGACCAGGGGAUCUUCAUGUCCCGAGAGGAGUAUAUAAAUGGAAACACAUUAUUUGCCUUCAAUUUAUCGCCUGAUCUUUGCAACGGGGAUCAUUUGAACUUAAUUAAGCACAGCAAUCUUAGAUUAGAAAUUAAAUUUUCUCAGCCUCUGUCUCAGACCAAACUUUACCAGGAGUUAAAAGAUGUUGAAUUUCAUGAAGGAUUACCUCCAAACAUAAAUCGGAUAUCGAAUUCUCUUAUCGUAAUUGAUGAUCUGAUGAAUGAACUUUCAUGUGAUGACAGAUUGUCUUGUCUUUUUACGAAAGGUAGCCACCACAGAAACGUCAGCGUGAUUUUUAUAGUUCAAAAUAUGUUUCAUAAAGGAAAAGAAAUGCGUAAUAUUUCGCUCAACGCCCAUUAUAUAUUCUUAUUUAAAAAUCCCAGAGAUAGAUCACAAAUUGCACAUUUAGGUCGACAGUUGUAUCCAAAUAAAUCCAAAUUUUUCCAAGAAGUAUACGAAGAUGCCACAUCAAGACCAUUCAGUUACCUAUUAAUUGAUUUAAAACCGGAUACAGAUGAAUCACUGCGACUGCGCACAGGGUUGAUACCAGGGGAUAAAUACUGUGUGUAUCAGCCACGCUAG
Molecule: messenger RNA, 1638 nt
Organism: Uloborus diversus
Lineage: Eukaryota; Metazoa; Arthropoda; Arachnida; Araneae; Uloboridae
Exons: 2
Coding region: 1-1638 (545 amino acids)
Biological process (GO): deoxyribonucleotide biosynthetic process
Cellular component (GO): cytosol
Molecular function (GO): ribonucleoside-diphosphate reductase activity, thioredoxin disulfide as acceptor
Source: RefSeq, a predicted model, not a curated record